AUGAAGUCGACAAUAUUCUUGAUUCUAUCGUUAUGGAGAGGCGUCCAAGACGUCCAAGCAGCCGCCGUAUUCGCUCACUUUAUGGUAUACAACUCGGAGAACUUCACCGUCUACGACUGGGAAAUCAAUAUCGCAGAAGCGCAAAAGGCCCACAUCGACGCCUUUGCCUUAAACAUCGCAUACAACUUCCCCACAAACAACCGCUCCCUAUCCAACGCAUUCACCGCCGCAAACGCUCUAGACUUCCAACUUCUAUUCUCAUUUGACUACGUAGGUAACGGUGCCUGGCCAGAAGGCGAGGUGAUCGGUCUACUCCGAAAGUACGGAAAGAACAGAGCCUACUACCAACACAAGGGUAAACCCUUCGUAUCAACCUUCGAAGGCGCCUCCAAUGCCACAGACUGGGCCACCAUCAAACAAUAUACAGACUGCUUCUUAGUACCGGGGUGGUCCGCCCUAGGCGCGAAAGAAGCACUCGCUGUCGCCCCAGGUGUUCCAGACGGACUGUUCUCAUGGGCCGCAUGGCCCGAAGGCCCAGACCCAAUAAAUACAUAUGUAGACUCAACCUACAUGCAAUGGCUCAAAGACACAGGCGAACUGCCGUACAUGAUGCCCGUCUCGCCGUGGUUCUAUACGAAUCUGCCAGGUUACGGGAAGAACUGGAUCUGGAAUGGUGAUAACCUGUGGUAUGACAGGUGGCAGCAAGUAAUAUCCCUGAAGCCUGAAUUUGUGGAGAUCAUCUCGUGGAAUGAUUACGGCGAAUCGCACUAUAUCGGCCCGCUGCAUGAGGGUGCAUACGCGACCUUCGAGAUCGGUAAUGCAAGCUACAACUAUGCUGCUGGUCACCCGCAUGACGGCUGGCGCGACUUCUUGCCUUUCAUGAUAGAUGUCUAUAAGGGGGCUAGGGCGAAUGUCACCACCGAAGGCGUCACUGCUUGGUUCCGUCAGUCGCCUGGGAAGGCUUGUACCAGCGGUGGCACUAUGGGUAAUACAAAGACGCACGGUCAGAAGGAGUUUCCACCUACGGAUGUCUUACAGGAUGAGGUAUUCUACACUGCACUUCUGCGAACUGCCCAGGAUGUAGAAGUGACGGUUGAUAUUGGUGGCGUCGUACAGGAUGGGAAGUUGAAGAAUAAACCACACGGUCCAGUCGGCCUUUAUCAUGGCAGUGUGCCAUUCAAUGGUAAUACUGGGCAAGUUAUCGUGACGGUAUCUCGUCGAGGAGAGACCGUUGCUGAGAUGCGGGGUGCAUCGAUAUCGGAAUCCUGUCUGGAUGAUAUUCAGAAUUGGAAUGCCUGGGUUGGCACCAACUUUGCUAAUAAUACCAUUUCACGUCAUCCGCCUUCUCCAGCUCCGACUUCGACUUCGACUUCUGUUUCUGUUUCUACUGCUUCAGCUCUUUUGUUGCUGGGGAGGAUUCCAUUUAUUGUUUUCGUGGUUUUGGUUGCGAGUAUGGUGGCUGCGACAACGCCUGUUCAGCAUGAGAAAUUGGUUUUGACUGUCCCGAUCUCAGAAGUUUCUCCAUUGGUCUAUAACAUUGGCGCCAGUGAUGGCAAUGCUAGAAGCCUAUAUAGCCAUGGUACUAGCUAUGGUUUAUAUCCAAUCGACUAUCCUUACGCAACGACAAUGGAGGCUCCAGUCUUCACCUCAACCGGUACCACAGCUUUCGCAUACGACUCUUGGAAUUUGGACUGGUCUUGA
Molecule: messenger RNA, 1701 nt
Organism: Penicillium griseofulvum
Lineage: Eukaryota; Fungi; Ascomycota; Eurotiomycetes; Eurotiales; Aspergillaceae
Product: glycoside hydrolase family 71 protein
Exons: 2
Coding region: 1-1701 (566 amino acids)
Biological process (GO): mating projection tip cell wall disassembly
Molecular function (GO): glucan endo-1,3-alpha-glucosidase activity
Source: RefSeq, a predicted model, not a curated record